GACAGAAGAAGCAAGCAAGCAAUCUCUCCUCUCCAAUAGGAAGAAGAAAAACAGAGCAAGCCAAACUUACAACAAGUCUCGCCCACCCCACCCAACCCAUGGCAGUGGCAGACUUCUUCGCCGGAGAGAUUAUCACGGAGCUCCUGAAGAACCUGAUAGCCAUAUCCAAAAAAUCAUGGCAGUUCAAAGACAGCGCCAACGGUCUCAAAGACUCCAUAGAACAGCUCCUCCCCAUAAUCCAAGAAAUCAAGUACUCCGGCGUCGAGUUGCCGGCCAUCCGCCAGUUUCAGCUCGACCGUCUCUCGGAGACUCUCCGGCAGGGACAUGAGCUGGCCCACAAGGUCCUCCUCUCCUCUCGCUACAACAUUUACAAGAACCUCCAAUAUGCCCGCAAGAUGGAGAGGAUCGAAAAGACCGUCGCCAAGUUCAUCCAGGGCCCAUUGCAGGCCCAUAUCUUGGCCGACGUCCACCACAUAAGGUUCCAGACCACCGAGCGCUUCGACCGCCUGGAAGGCUCCAGCUACCGCCUGGAGCAGAGGCUCGGCGCUAUAAAGAUUGGAGCUUGCAGUGGCGGCGGAGGUGUGUCGUGGGUGGAAGAGGCUGUGAGGCGCGUGGAGGAGGAGGGUCGGAUGCAAUGGGAGAGCAGCAGUGAGUUGGUUUUGGGCUUGGGUUUCGGGUUGAAGAAAGUCAAGGAAAUGGUUCUUGGCAGAGAUGACUUGUUCGUUGGGAUUAGUGGGAUUGGCGGCUCGGGAAAAACCACUCUUGUUAAGGAGUUGAUUAAGGAUGAUCAUGUUCGAUCUUACUUUGGUGAGAGAAUCCUGUUCCUGACGGUGUCACAAUCUCCGGAUAUAGAGGAUUUGAAGGCCAAGAUCUUGGGGUUCAUUAUGGGGGGUCAAGUUUCGAGUCCCAGUUCUGUGCUUCCUCAAAUGAACUUUCAGUUUGAAUGGAGAAACCCAACCCUGGUGGUUUUGGAUGAUGUUUGGUCACUUUCAACGCUUCAGCCACUGCUCUUCAACAUUCCUGGCUGUAAAACCCUUGUGGUUUCACGUUUCAAAUUCCAAACAGUAACAAAAGCCACCUAUGACGUGGAGUUGCUGGGUGAAGAUGAAGCAGUCUCUCUGUUUUGCCACUCUGCUUUUGGCCAAACGUUCAUUCCUCCUGGUGCUGAUAAGAAAUUGGUCAAGCAGAUUGUUGAUGAGUGUAAGAGGCUUCCUUUGGCUCUCAAAGUGAUUGGGUCUUCUUUACGAGACCAGCCUGAAAUGAUUUGGGCAAAUGCAAGCAAAAGGUUGUCACGAGGGGAAAGCAUCGGCGAGUCGCAUGAGAACAACCUACUUGAUCGGAUGGCAAUCAGUGUGAAAUGCUUAAGCCCCAGAGUCAGGGAAUGUUUCCUGGAUUUGGGUGCCUUUCCAGAAGACAAGAAGAUCCCACUGGAUGUUCUUAUCAACAUUUGGGUUGAAACCCAUGAUCACAUUGAUGAAGAACAAGCCUUUGCUAUUCUUCACGAGCUUUCGGACAAGAAUCUUGUCACCCUAGUAAAAGAUGCAAGAGAUGGAGACAUAUAUAGCAGUUGCUAUGACAUCUCAGUUACACAACAUGAUGUCUUGCGAGACCUUGCUCUUCAUUUGAGUAAUAAUGGCUCUGUAAAUCAACGCAGCCGAUUACUGAUGCCAAGAAGAGAGAUAGAACUUCCAAGAGAAUGGGACAGGCAUUCUGAUGAACCAUUUCAAGCUCGAAUUGUGUCAAUUCAUACAGGUGAAAUGACAGAGAUGGAUUGGUUCGAGAUGGAAUUCCCCAAGGCUGAAGUGCUCAUCUUGAAUUUCGCCUCCAACGAGUACUUGUUACCUCCUUUUAUUCGUAACAUGCCAAAGUUGAAGGCAUUGAUCCUGAUAAAUUACAGUGCAUCCAUUGCAAUUCUCCAUGGUUUUUCUGUCUUGUCAAAUUUGGGCAACUUGAGAAGCCUAUGGCUUGAAAAAGUCUCGGUGCCUCCCUUAGACCCUGCUACCUUCCCUUCCAAAAAAUUACGCAAGAUUUCAUUAAUCUUGUGUAAGAUUAAUAAGAGCCUCGAUCAAUCAGCAUUUCCUCGGCUCUUAGAACUCACAAUUGAUCAUUGUGAUGAUUUGUUCGAGCUACCUUCAAGCAUUUGUGGGAUGCAUUUGCUUAAAAAUCUAAGCAUAACCAACUGUCACCAUCUAUGGCAACUGCCAGCGGAUUUGAGUAAGCUGAAAUCUCUACAAAUCCUAAGGCUAUAUGCAUGCCCACAUCUGCAAAAACUUCCUCCUGACAUUUGUGAGCUCUGUUGCUUGAAGUAUCUAAACAUUUCCCAAUGCUGUAGUUUGAGGGGCCUUCCCUUAAACAUUGGUAAGUUGGCAAGUUUGGAAAAGAUUGACAUGAGGGAAUGCUCACAAAUCAGGAACCUUCCAAAUUCUACAGCAGCUUUACCAUCUCUUGGUCGUGUAGUAUGUGAUGAAGAGAUUUCUUGGUUCUGGAAGAAGGCAUUGCCAGACCUUCAUGUUCAGGUUGCAGAGAAAAGUUUCGAUCUUGACUGGCUUGAUGAGUGAACAAAAUUGUGAAUUCUUUUGUCACUACAGGUUGAUGUAAAUAAUUGGUCUGUAUUAAAAGAAACAAUCUUUUGCAUAUCUUAUUUCUGUGAUUCUGAUAUCUAUCUUUCAA
This is a messenger RNA of Rosa rugosa (rugosa rose), 2670 nucleotides long. Its product is annotated as probable disease resistance protein At4g33300. Gene Ontology annotation, molecular function: ADP binding. The transcript has 5 exons. The record is from RefSeq and is a predicted model, not a curated record. Lineage: Eukaryota; Viridiplantae; Streptophyta; Magnoliopsida; Rosales; Rosaceae. The coding region runs from base 99 to 2558 and encodes 819 amino acids. Gene Ontology annotation, biological process: defense response to fungus.